AAACGCUUGGGCGAAACAAAGUUCAGUCAGGCUGACUUUUACCACGUGGUGUCGCGACUGAGUCUCCAGCUGAAAACGUGUUGAGGGCGUGCUGUCAAAGUAGUCGGAAAUACUAGGUUAAAAUAUGUCUGGAUACGAGUUAAUUUACUUUCCUGUCAAGGGUCGAGGCCAGUCAAUCCGUUACCUGUUCCAUGACAACGACUUACAAUUUACGGAGACCAAUUGUGGAGAAGACUUUAACACCAAAUGGAAACCAAAAAUGGUGUUUGGUCAGGUGCCCUGUUUGAAGGAUGGAACCUUUGACAUUGUUCAGUCUAAUGCUAUUCUGAGACAUCUCGGAAGAAAACACGGUUUGUAUGGUUCCAAUGAAAAUGAGGCAACAAGAAUUGAUGUUAUGAAUGACGGUGUGGAGGACAUUCGUGGGGCUUAUGUCACCAUGAUUUACACCAACUACGAAAAGGGCAAGGAUGCUUUCGUACAGAGCCUUCCAAAUAAACUUGGACCUUUUGAGAAACUGCUAGCAGCAGAUGCAGAAUCCAAGAAUGGUUUUGCAGUUGGUGGAAAGGUGUCGUUCAUGGAUUACAAUCUGGUGGAUUUGCUUGACAUCCUGCAAGUGCUGUCUCCCGGGUGCCUGGACAAGUUCCCCGCCGUCAAGGCCUACUUCGGGGCCUUCCUGAAGAGGCCGGGCAUCCAGAAAGCCAGAAACACCGACCAGUUCAAGAAUAUGCCCAUCAACGCAAACGGGAAACAGUAGUCCGCACAAUGUUUUAAAGCACGGAGAGAAACGAGAAAAAGACAACGAACAAGAAUGAUGAAUCGGUUAUUUCAUAACGAGAAUAGUUGUGCUUUACAAAAAAAAAAACCCAAACAGUGCUAUAAUUUAACGUAUCUAUAAUAUUCCACAAUUCAAAUCAGUAUCAAGUUGUAUUUGGAUUAUUUUACUAAAAGUUGAUUGUUAUAGACAAUGAAACCCCUCUAAAUCGGACACCCUCAGGACCAAGUGUCCGGUUUUAGAGGUAUCCGGUUUAAAGAGGUUAAGUUCUGUACUGAUUUUUUUUUUAAAAGACCGUGGAAAAUGUCCGAUUUUGGGGGAAUUCCUGUUUACAGAGGGUCCGGUUUUGAGAAGUUUCACUGUAUUUAAAAAGUCUUGGAUGCGAUUUUUGGGACAAAUUUUAAAGCUCUUAAAGUCAUGUACGGUUCUUGUUUUUUUUGGUGUGUUUUUUUGCACAGUGAUUACAAGUAAAACCGUGUGCACGUUAUUCCUCUAGUGAUUUAAAGACACUGACCCUAGAGACAGGUGGUUUAAUAUAGUUCGGUUGUUACAGUUUUCUUACUGUUAAAUUACAAAAUAAGAAGGUACAUCUUCAUUAGAUUAUCAGUUUUGGCAAAUCCGUUUUCAAUUUCGGUAACGCACUUCUCUACGUCGCAUUAAGGUUCAAAUCCAAUUAUAUUUUUGGUUUUCCGGUAUUUGUAAAUAGCUCAAAAUACAUUUUAUACAUAACAGAAAAAAAUACAUACCUCGGUAAACAGGGUAAUCAUGUUUAUCAGUCUCGGGAUUAAAUAACAGUCCAAUACAACAUGUGCUCUUGAACGCACUCAUGUAUAAUUUUUAUUAACACCGGCGAAAAAAACUUUGUCCUAUACCAUCUUAAUAGUGUUAUACAACAUAUCUGAAAAUGACCAAAUAAAAUUAUGGAAAUUAAUAAUCAUGCGUCUUUAAGCAGAGACAAAAAACCUGCUUAAUUUCCAUUAAUAUUAAUAUUUUAUUUUAAUACUAACGCACCCCGACAAACCCCUAGAUUUAAACUUAAUUAUUUUACAGCAUUUCCUUGUGGUUAGGUCUUGUAGCUUAUUUUAAAACUCAACACGAGUCCAUUAGUGAAACAUUCAAUGCAUCUAAUUUUAGGUUAAUAAAUUAAAAAUAAUAAUUUGUUCAUGAAUGUUGAGCCUAUAACUUUACUCAUACAAACUGAGUUAUAAAGAAGUGGAAUUGAAUGUUGAUAUUUUGGAAAAUUGUUACAGCUGUCAUCUUAUGUUGGUUGAUAUUAAAUACAUGUAAUUAUAAAUCAUGUACAUUGAUACUGCCUUUCUUUGGAAUGUCUUUUUCUUUUAUUUGCCAUUUUCUAUUAUACAUUUAAGAGGUAUUGAGGUAUUAUUGUUUAGUUCAUCUUUUAUAAAAUGGAUAUGUUAUCAAAUAAGGUAAUACUAACAAUUUUGUUUGUUUUAUUUUAAAUAUUGGCAUCAGUCCAUUAAAAUCAUGCUUUAAUUUGUCGAUUUUAUAUUUGUUUAUCUUUGACACUACACCGUUUCCUAACUGUUAAUAUUUAAUAAAAUAUUACAAUUA
Molecule: messenger RNA, 2344 nt
Organism: Gigantopelta aegis
Lineage: Eukaryota; Metazoa; Mollusca; Gastropoda; Neomphalida; Peltospiridae
Product: glutathione S-transferase P 1-like
Exons: 8
Coding region: 125-754 (209 amino acids)
Biological process (GO): glutathione metabolic process
Cellular component (GO): cytosol
Molecular function (GO): glutathione transferase activity
Source: RefSeq, a predicted model, not a curated record